AUGAAGCACUGUUUGGAGAUGAUGGACGAAGCAACCUAUCGGAGAAUGGUGAAAUUAUUCUGUAGUUUGCUGAUAUUGAUGUUGAUGUGUUUGGAAUCAGUGGACACUGCGUCCAGGUCGCCCAGGACAUAUCGGUAUAUAUUUAACGACAGAAAAGAUACGGAAGAUGACGAUAUUCAUGUGGGGCAUCACAUACCCCAUACUAACUAUGAAAACAUUAAUGACAUUUCAAAUCAAAAUCCUGCCUUGUUGUCGAACUUAGUGACUUUUUCUACCGCCAGGCCAACAACGCCUCCAUGGCACGUAACGUCAUUUCCGGAUCCGAACACAUACGACGACGACACGGAAAAGUCCGAGUCUCAUAACCGUGAUAAACGACGGGUGAUGAUACACCCUGAAAUGUCGGUCUGUGACAGCAAGAGUGGGUGGGUUACUAAAAAAUGGGCUACAGAUAUUUAUGGACAAAAUGUUACAGUUUUAUCGAUGUUUAAAAUUAGGGACAACACAACAAUUGGGCAAUAUUUUUAUGAAACGUCCUGUAAGACAACGGGCGAAACAGCGCCCCCUGAAAACAACUGUCGAGGAAUUGACACGCACGAGUACAGUUCGGUUUGUAAAGAGAAGAAAACGUGGGCAUAUGCCAUGAUACAAACAACAUAUGGAACCGAAGACUGGGACUGGAUUGCCAUCAAAACGUCGUGUGUUUGUGCACUACAAAGAAGAGAAGAGCCGUUGAUACGGUCAACCAGGGAUGCCUUAUUAUUUGCUCUACUUAGAAAGUUGAGAAAAUAA
Saccoglossus kowalevskii is the source of this 792-nucleotide messenger RNA. RefSeq lists its product as uncharacterized. NCBI's taxonomy places the organism in Eukaryota, Metazoa, Hemichordata, Enteropneusta, Harrimaniidae. Gene Ontology annotation, molecular function: nerve growth factor receptor binding; growth factor activity. Gene Ontology annotation, biological process: negative regulation of neuron apoptotic process; nerve development; positive regulation of peptidyl-serine phosphorylation. The record is from RefSeq and is a predicted model, not a curated record.